Trichoderma asperellum CBS 433.97 is the source of this 567-nucleotide messenger RNA. RefSeq lists its product as uncharacterized. Gene Ontology annotation, biological process: copper ion transmembrane transport. Gene Ontology annotation, cellular component: plasma membrane. The record is from RefSeq and is a predicted model, not a curated record. NCBI's taxonomy places the organism in Eukaryota, Fungi, Ascomycota, Sordariomycetes, Hypocreales, Hypocreaceae. Gene Ontology annotation, molecular function: copper ion transmembrane transporter activity.
AUGGACCACAGCCACCACAUGCACCCCAUGGAAGGCCACGAAGGCCACAGCGGCGGCGACAUGGACGACAUGUGCAGCAUGAGCAUGCUCUUCACUUGGGAUACCACCAAUCUGUGCAUCGUCUUCCGCCAGUGGCACAUCCGCUCCAACACCUCGCUUGUCUUGUCCCUCAUCGCAGUCGUUCUCAUCGGCAUGGGAUACGAGGCCCUGCGCUCCGUGUCUCGCAACUAUGAGGCAUCUCUGGCGAAGCGACUGGAAACUGUUCCAAACUCGACUGCGCAUGGCUAUCGCGAUAAUGAUGAUGAUGAUGAUGAUGACGUUGAAAAUAAUGUUGCUGAGACACCCGAUUUCAACCGCUCAGGGCAAAACCGCGAAGAUGCCAGCAAGCGAGGCCACCUCAUCAAAGCCCUACUCUACUCCUUUCAGAACUUUUACGCCUUUAUGCUCAUGCUUGUAUUUAUGACUUAUAACGGUUGGGUUAUGGUAGCCGUCUCGCUGGGUGCGUUUUUCGGCUACCUCUUGUUCGGCCAUUCCACGUCCGCAACAAAGGAUAAUGCUUGCCAUUAA